This is a messenger RNA of Hyla sarda, 11756 nucleotides long. It is a transcript of the gene DAGLA, whose product is annotated as diacylglycerol lipase alpha. The record is from RefSeq and is a predicted model, not a curated record. NCBI's taxonomy places the organism in Eukaryota, Metazoa, Chordata, Amphibia, Anura, Hylidae. Gene Ontology annotation, biological process: lipid metabolic process. The coding region runs from base 512 to 3613 and encodes 1033 amino acids. The transcript is spliced from 20 exons. Gene Ontology annotation, cellular component: postsynaptic membrane; dendrite membrane.
AGUGAGGGGGCUUUCCCAUCCCCAUUGCUUGGUCUGGUGGCGCCACCUGCUGGUCACUCUGGGUAUCACUGUAGGGGCGUGGCCUGUACUCACCUGUGAUAACACAGGUGCAGUAGGUGAAGGCGUUACCCAUAGCAGCCAAUCAGUUCCAAAAAUGAAAGGAGCGCUCUGAUAGGUUGCUAUGGUCACCGGCCACUUGCUGUCAUCAUCCAUUAGGCCCCUUAUUCCAUUUCAUUCCCAGUGAGGUCCUAUUCUCCAUCCGGGCAUCCCCCUGCUACGCUAUGACGUCACGGCUAUCCCUGCGCUGCUGGCGCAGUUGCCAUGAAUACCACCGGUGCUGGGAGAAAAGGGGGGAUAGAGAGGAGGUUCCGGAAGUGACGUCAGGUCCCGCCCCGGUGCGGACGUGCCGCUGCGCCGGGAUCACGGAAAGAAGGAGCGAGAGAGUAGGCGGCAUGGAGCCUCCGAGAGAUAGUAAAGGCAGGCCGCGGUGACGUAGUGCUUGCUGCUCACCAUGCCAGGGAUUGUCGUGUUCCGCCGGCGCUGGUCUGUGGGCAGCGAUGAUUUGGUGUUGCCGGGAAUCUUUCUCUUUGUACUGCACAGCACAUGGUUUGUUAUCCUAUCUGUGGUUCUCUUUGGACUGACCUACAACCCACACGAAACAUGUUCCCUGAAUCUGGUGGAUCAUGGGCGUGGGUAUCUGGGCAUUUUGCUCAGCUGUAUGAUCGCAGAGGUGGCCAUCAUCUGGCUGAGUAUGAGAGGGGGAAUCCUGUACACUGAACCUAGAGACUCCAUGCAAUAUGUGCUUUACGUCCGGCUCGCAAUUCUGGUGAUUGAGUUUAUUUAUGCCAUCGUUGGUAUUGUCUGGCUCGCUCAGUAUUAUACAUCCUGCAAUGAUGUCACCGCAAAGAAUGUUACACUGGGGAUGGUAGUAUGUAACUGGGUGGUCAUACUCAGUGUCUGCAUCACGGUUCUCUGUGUGUUUGAUCCAACUGGAAGAACCUUUGUGAAACUGCGUGCAACAAAGAGAAGACAAAGGAAUUUGCGCACUUACAACCUGCGGCACCGCCUGGAGGAAGGUCAGGCCAGCAGCUGGACCCGUCGCUUGAAAGUCUUCCUAUGCUGCACGCGCACAAAGGACUCUCAGUCUGAUGCAUACUCAGAAAUAGCCUAUUUGUUUGCCGAGUUUUUCCGAGAUCUGGAUAUUGUCCCAUCUGACAUCAUCGCCGGGUUGGUCUUGCUGCGUCAAAGGCAGAGAGCAAAGCGUAACGCAGUUCUGGAUGAGGCUAAUAAUGAUAUAUUGGCUUUCUUGUCUGGCAUGCCAGUCACCAGAAAAACCAAAUAUCUGGACCUGAAGAAUACUCAAGAGAUGCAGCGGUACAAGGAAGUGUGUUAUUACAUGUUAUUUGCACUGGCAGCGUAUGGCUGGCCCAUGUACCUCAUCCGAAAACCAACAUGUGGCAUCUGCCGAUUGGCGGGCGCUUGCUCCAGCUGCUGUUGUCUCUGCUCUUCUCGUCCUCGCUUUGCCCCUGGAGUUACCAUCGAGGAGGAUAACUGCUGCGGUUGUAAUGCAAUUGCAAUAAAACGUCACUUCUUGGAUGAGAACAUGAACAUGGUGGACAUUGUGUACACUUCAUGUCAUGAUGCGGUUUAUGAAACCCCGUUCUUUGUUGCCGUGGAUCAUGAUAAGAAGAAAGUAGUGAUUAGUAUACGUGGCACCCUGUCUCCAAAGGAUGCCUUGACAGACCUCACAGGAGAUGCGGAGCGUCUGCCAGUAGAGGGACACCAUGGGACGUGGUUAGGGCACAAGGGAAUGGUUCUUUCUGCUGAAUAUAUUAAAAAGAAAUUGGAACAAGAAAUGGUUCUUUCUCAGGCAUUUGGCAGAGAUCUGGGACGUGGAACCAAACAUUAUGGUCUGAUUGUGGUGGGCCACUCACUUGGAGCUGGUACUGCUGCUAUUCUUUCCUUCCUUCUGCGUCCACAGUAUCCUUCCCUCAAGUGUUUCGCUUACUCUCCACCAGGGGGCCUCCUAAGCGAGGAUGCCAUGGAGUAUUCCAAGGAGUUUGUUACCUCUGUAGUGCUUGGAAAAGACUUAGUACCCAGGAUUGGUUUGUCUCAACUUGAAGGAUUCCGCAGACAUCUUCUAGAUGUUCUUCAGAGGAGCAACAAGCCAAAGUGGCGGAUUAUUCUAGGGGGGACUAAGUGUAUACCUAAAUCAGAACUUCCGGAUGAAUCUGAGGGGAUAACUGUGCCCAGUAACCGGCUCUGGACUCACCCCAGUGAUCUAACCAUAGCACUGUCAGCCAGUACCCCGCUCUAUCCGCCUGGACGGAUCAUUCAUGUUGUGCACAAUCAUCCAGCAGAGCAGUGCUGUUUCUGGGAUCAAGAGGAACCUACAUACUUUGCCAUUUGGGGAGAUAACAAAGCAUUUGAAGAAGUAAUAAUUUCCCCAGCCAUGCUGCAUGAACACCUUCCACACGUGGUAAUGGAAGGCCUGAACAAGGUAUUAGAAAAUUAUAACAAGGGCAAAACUGCCCUUCUUUCAGCUGCCAAAGUGAUGGUGAGUCCAACAGAAGUGGAUCUGAACCCAGAACUGAUCUUUAAUCAGCCUCCACAUCUGUCUCCCCCUAUUCUGGAGGUGAUCCCUGCCAUCAUGCCUGGCACGUAUGCCAACAGGAGGAACAGCAGCACCAGGAGUAAACAGUCUGAGAUCAGCCUUGAAGGAUUUUAUGACUCCCGUCUCCUGUCCCCGAUUCUGAAGGAUCCUGUGGAGCUUCUGUUGAUGAGCACCAAGGAUUGCCUGGCAGUAUCUCUGCAAGACCGCAGAGCGCCACUAGCUACGAUGGAGAGCCUGUCUGACAACGAGUCAGUGUACAGCUUCGAUUCCAGGCGUUCUUCUGGAUUCCGUAGUAUUCGUGGCUCGCCCAGUUUGCGAGCCGUUUUGGAGCGUGAUGAGUCACACUGCUUCUUCAUUGAUCCCACCAUUCCAGAGGAGAAUCCAUCCCUGAGCUCCCGCACUGAAUUGCUCGGAGCAGAUGCCCUCUCGAAGCACUCUCAAGAGAGCCAGCAUACUGAGAUUAUCCAUAACAGCGGUCGCUCCUCGCCUGGAGAUUUGCCACCCUGGGAUGAAGAAGCAGCUGCAGGUGCAGAGACCACCAGGGUGCAGACCCCAGCCCCAGAGGAGCUGGCUUUACAGAAUGGACGCCUCACAGAAGUUCCAAGUCCUCAAGUACUAGAAUUUGCAGAAUUUAUAGACAGUCUGUUCAAUCUAGACAGUAAAAGUGGAUCUUUGCAGGACCUUUAUCAUAUGAUGGUAACAGAAGGAACAGACCGUGAAAUGCCCAAGUCUGUAAGUGAUCAGGAGAUACUGCUUAGAGCACAGUUCGAACCAAAUCUGGUACCGAAGCCUCCUCGUCUCUUUGCUGGCUCAGCAGAUCCAUCAUCUGGCAUAUCUGUUUCGGCCUCUUUCCCUCUUAGCUCUUCAGGUGAGCUCAUGGACCUUACACCAACAGGUAUGAGCAGCCAGGAGUGCCUGACCCCUGAUCCCACCCGGACUGCUACACCAACAGGACCCACACAUGGCAAACAGGAAGAACUGCUCAUCUCUGCUCUCUAGCAAAACGCACAUACGAAGAGAUUAGUUGAAAAUGCAGCUUUAGGAGUAGAAUAAUGCCUGCUUACAAUAGGAAAAGAGAAGCCAGAGCUUAAUUACCUGUGGUAAUUGAGUUGGAGGGAGAGCUGCCCUCCCAACAAUCUAUUUUUAUGCCUGUGGCACCACUGUGUUACAGACUGCAGCAGCUGAAGGGGGUUCUCAAACCUUUUUGUGACGAUCACAAACCAAGGAAAGUGAUACAUUGCACUAAGAAGAUGCCACCACAUUGGCAGUCUUGCAUGGCUUGUCUCUUACCAGCUAAGAUUACUUGCCGACCUGCUUCACAAGUCUGUUCAGAUGUUGCAGUUGAUGACAUAUGAACUGUGUAGGCUUUUACGGAUGUCUACCAUUGGGUAUUUAUUACAUUAGUUUGUACUAUUACAAUUUGUGCAAAGGAGGUGUAGGUACAGUAUCAACUGUAACUCAAAAAUGGGCCAACAAGGACAGGACACCCUUCUGCCUUCAUUAUUUACAUAAUUUAUGUGCCAUGUGAUGGUUAAAAAGAUGAAUGCGAGACAAUAUGUGGCCUAAGUGGGCAUCAUUUAUUCAUCUUCAGUCUGCAAGCUGGACCCAUCCCCAAUAUAUUACAAGUUGGGGGGGAAAUGAGUGGGGAGGGAAUAUUAGAUCUGUUAAGUGUAACAUUGCAGGAACAUAACUAGUUAAAGUUGCCAUCCCAAGCUGAGACAGUGCCUCAGGGCAGACAUAGAAAUGUACCCCCUUUUUCUAAAUCCUUUAUGUACUACUAUUAAGCCCCCUUAGAUACAUCUAACAAUAAGAAUACCUGGUGAUUGAUUUCUUUUAGAUCAGUCGCUUUUGAUAAGCUAUACAAUUGUUCCCUGUAUAUCAGACCAGACUUCAAAAUCAGGUUUUUUACCAAUGACUUUUAGUCAAACUGUUACAUUGAGAGCCUUCAGAUGUUUACAAGAACUUACUGUGGUGGCUUUUUAAAGGGAUUGUGUAGCGCCACUCUUCUGCUCCAUCUGACAUCCGGCAUGAAGAGACUCUGCUGCACACAAGCCUUUCUUGUCCCAAGGCAAGUAGCCAACACCUGGCGCAUUCACCUAUCUUAUUAUUUAGAAUAGUAUGCAAAGGAAGAAAAUGAAAAUGCACUCACCGAUCUUGCUUGGAAAAGCUGGGUGCAAUUUAUUUCUGAAGACACAGAUACAUCCUCCAUGGAGGAAGGGAGAGACAACAGAUACCAUUGAGGAUGUAUCCGUGCCUUCAAAAAUAAAUUGCACCCAGCUUUUCCACGCAAGAUCAGAGAGUGCGUUUUCAUUUUCUUCCUGUGCAUACUUUUGUGUUUUUUUUUUCCAGGUUUAUGCACCGCAGCCUUGUGGAUUACAAAUGCCACCAUUUGCCUCCACUGUCUAUCGUUUGUUCUAUUGCCAAAACUUUUUUCCACUUGAUAGUGCCGGUUCUCUCUACUAUUUACAGUAUUAUUUGGAAUAGGACGUGUACAUUGCCUUCUGGGGGGGGGGUCAUAAAUUUGCCUUGGAAGCUCUCCUGCCCAAUGUGCUGCAGUGUAUUUUUCAUGCUCGAUGUGAGAGUCACUGUGCAACCCUUUAAAUUGACCACUUUCACCAGGAAUACAACAUGAAGUUUCAUUACUUUUGAACCUUUUCCAUGACCGUAUACUAUACAAAGUGCUUGAGAAGGGAAGUAUGUAAUGCCAUAUGACACAUGGGUGUCAGCUAUGAUUGUAUCUCAUACACUUAGCCAUGCCAGGUCCAAUGGCAGCAAUUUAAAGGGUUGUUCUGAAUCCUUUACCUUUCAGACUGAUAUAGAUUUUUCUUUUUACCUGCUGCUAUGGAACAGAAAGUAUACACAGGAGUCAGCGUAUGUGAGCUAGAAAGAAAUCUCAACCCCUGGUAGUUUUGCCAUAGACGUAAGUAAACCAAACAAAAGCUUACGGUCUUUCCUCUUUCUUAUUAGAAUAUAUUUAGAUGGAGUGAAUAUGCUAUGGAUUUUCUGUUCUGUAGAAUAUGACCGUAACAGCAAAGUGGAUCAGACAGUAAAAAUUCUGCCCAGACUCUGCGAAAAUUGAUCUAUGGUGUGGAUUUUAAAGGCGUCUUCAAGACUUGGUGAUUUGAAGGCCUAUUCUCGGGAUAGCAGUAGAUAUAUGAAGAGAAAAAAAUCCAACAAAGGUGGCGCUGCCUGGUGCAGUUACCAAGGGUAACACUUGUAUAGAAAGAUCAGUGGAAUUACACGUACCUGGUGAUGUUGGGCUAAGAGCUCAACCUCUUUUGUGUGCAUAUUAUAUAGAUGUAAGCAGGGCAGCUUCCAACCUGGACCCAAUCAUGGAAGAGUUCUGUGCACGAUUCUGGGAGCCGCUGGAAUAUCCAAACGAGCAAAGACAGGUUUUCUGUCGGGCGCACGCUGUACUGGUAACCGGUAAAAACCACAGACAUAGUUAAUAAAAUAAAAAAGGUUUUAUUAUGGAAAGCUGAUGACCUAUUCUCAGGAUAGACCAUGGAAAUCUGACCUGUGGGGUGUAGAUACCUAGCAGGCCAGACAGAUCAGCUGGUUGCCAAACCUGCGGACCUAUAAUACACAGUGGACAGAGCCAAGAGCAUGCUGCUCCAUACAUAGUCUAGUGGCUAUGCUGUGACACUGCUACUGCGGAUCAACUCCCAAAAGACCCGAGCUGUAGUAAUCCAGCAUGGCCACUACACAAUGUCUGUCUGAUUUCAGCUCCAUUCACUAUGUAUUACAGGUGCGGCAUCUUUUCUGCUAGAUAUCUACACCCCACUGAUCAGAUGUUUAUGGCCUUUCCUGGUCACAGAUGUGUUAGGGAUUUUCUCCAUUGACUUCAGUGGGUAAGUUAAAAUAUACAAUAAAUCAAUAUUGCACCAUAAUCUGCAUAAUUUUGAGUGGAUCUCUAUUUCUAUGCAGAAAUACCCUUUAUCUGCCCACAAAUCUGAAAGAAAAUCCACAGCAUAUCCUCCCCAUCUGAAUAUACCCAUUGACCUGGCUAGUCAACUCGGCUGAGCUCUACAGAGGGUAGCCGUGAGAGAGGUCUUCACAGAUACUUUUGUUUUUGUUUUUUCUAGAUGUUGUGGGAUUGUUUGUAGUCAUAAGGUUAUUGGUGGGUCCAUGCCAAAAACUUUUGGAUGUGCCAACAGUAAUCUAUUGUCUCUAGCCAGCAUACAUACCAACACUACAACAAUCUAGAACACCUAUACUGGAUACCGUCACAUUCGCACCCAGUGCAUGCCAUUUAUGGCUGUGACCAAAAAAGGCCAAGUGAAAGGCAGAGGGAACCCUAUUAAUGCAUUGAGAAAAACCUUUUAAAGGUGUGGUAUAAGAUUAGAAAAAUGUAGCUUCUUUCAUCCAGACACGAUGCCACAGCUGUUCAUGGUGGGUGCCAUGGCAUUGCAGCUCCAUUCCAUUCAGACCAAUAGAGCUGAGCUGGAAUACCUGGGAUCAUCCAUGUACCGUUCUCACUGUUUCUGAAAGAAAGUGGUUAUGUCCCUAUACUUGCUAUUUCUUAGAGCAGCAAUGGUAACUGACAUGUACUUCUACUGCAGUAUUUUUCCUUCAGUGAUAAAUUUGCCAAAAACUUGAAGGCCACAGUUAUCCUAGUUUAUAAAGUAAAAUCAUGUGCCAAGUACUAUACACUUUAUAGGUCCUAAAGGAGUGAGUCUAAUGAAAAUUGAGUUAGAUGUGUGUGUAUAUACAUAUAUAUGGAAUGUAGCUGAACAAGCGAUAAAAUCCUGAUACUGUCUUAACCUACUGUAUAAGUGUCAGAAAGGAUAUUAGAGGCAUAGCUUCUCUACCAUAACGUGAAUGAAGAGAUGAAAGGUGCCAAGAUUUGCUAUAUUUUUUGUUUUUGGAGGCAGUAGGCCUGGCAAGUAGUUACUCAGAAUAUGGAGUGCAAGACUGGUUGCCAUAGUGGUUGGCACUUUUAUGUAAUUGAGACUCUUCUAGCAGCAAAUGGUUCAAAAUCCAAAGUCUUCUUGAUAUCAUCUUUCUAUGGGGAGGACAUAUCAUCCCUCCCAUUACACUGUUCAUAGCAUGGUACAUUAUUCACGUAAUACUGGGUCCUUUGAAAGAUGCCUUUUAUGUGUCGAAAUAGUUGGGGCUGAGGCGUCCUAGGAAGGCUAAAAUAGCCUACAAGUUGCACUGAAGUCCCAAUCCCCUAACUGGUUUUACAGCUUUUAUUGUGGUGUUUCAGAACUUUGUCAUUUUAAUUGUAUAUUUAUUGACCCUCUUGUCCCGUGUUCUUUAUAUGUUUUUCGUUUAUCAGCCCUUGUUGUUGUGGCCCUACUAUGGGUUAUGUUCUUCAUGCCACCCUCUCAAGCUGGCAGGGACAUCUGAACACUGGAGAUAGUUUGUGUCCUUUUGCACAGUAGCUACACGAGAGCGUUAGAUUUCGGUCAUUGUUUCCAAAUGCACGUUUGUCACUAAUGGUGACCCCUGCUGAUUUUUAAGUUCUUCUAGAAAAUAUUACAAUUUCCAUUAUAGUUAAGUUGUGCCUCCUUGGGACUUGAGCAUUCAGCCUCAGUUUUGCCAAGCUCAUGAUAUACUGUCUUGACAAACCUAGAGGGAUUGUCGGCCCAUGUGCUUUACUUGCACCGAUUGAUGUCAUACCUUCUUACUGUGCCGCCUUGUUAACAUAGAUGUGUAUGUGAUAUUAAUAGGGAAGCUGGUGCCCUAGCAUUGUCAUUGCCAGGGCAGCGGGCACUCAGGGCAUCUCUUACAAUAUGAGGGAUUGAACCCUCGGCCUGAGUGCCUUAUGGGCUAUUGAGUUGGCUGAAUUUUUUCUGUGCAAAUAAGAAUGCCUUAAUUUCCAAGGACCUCGAAGCCCAGCUCCCUCUGAGCCCUCACCACUUUUAACAUUGUUUUUUAUGCUGGUGCCAUUUUACAGGGUUCAGAGAGGGCUGACGUCUUGCUAAGAGGCAAGCUAUUGUGCAUGUUCUAGUCCCCAUCCGCUGCUGUGUUUUGUGCCAUUGCCCAUCAUCAUUUGUAGUUUAUGUAAAAAAUAAUUUUAAAAUACAAAAGUUAAUAUUGUAAAGAGAACAUAUAAAAGAUAUAGCAUAUCCUAUAAAUAUAUAAAUAUAUACAUAUGUUCUUGUAUAUUCUAUACAGACUGUAAAAAAGGCCGUGUGAGGGGUGUAGAAUUCCCCUAGUCUUUAAGGCUGUAUAUAUUUCAUGAAACCACAAAAAGGGGGUCUUAAUGCAGAGAUGAGGGAGACACAACAAAGCGCUAUCAAGCUUCCAGGUAGUGAGAUUUUGUGGCGAGACAGUGUUUCCUCCCCCCCACAGGACCAAAAAGCGUGGUGUACCAUGGUUUUAGGUCCGGUGAGAAAACCGCAUAUGGGGCAAAAAUGAGCCGACUGGAGUCAGCAUUUCACUCCGGUCAGUUCACUGAAAUGCAUUACAUUUGGGCCGGAUACGGCUGGGAUACAGGAGCGCCCGGUUUUCGCUCCCCCCAGCCGCAUACGGUCCCGUAUUGCUUAGAAGUAAUGCGACCCCAGCCUUAGUCAUAUUCCGUACCAGUAUCGUCAUUUGUACCCUACUUUACACACUGGGUUUUCUAAUCCACAAGCUGAUGUUGUUUUCAUUGCCAAAGCAUGAGGUAGUUCAAUUUUUAGAGUUCAUUGUAAAUACACUCCCCAAUGGCUGUGUAUAGGGAAUAGGUUAAAGUGGUUAUCCUGUGAAAAUAAUAAUAAUAAUAAUAAUAAUAAUAAUAAUAAUAAUGUAUCACCUAUCCCUAGGGGUCCCAAGCACCGUUCCACAUUGCAGUGGCCAUGCAUGAGCCUUGGCACCAUACAGUGCUAAGCUGUUUCAGGCAGCCCCAUAGGCAUUGAACAGUUCGGUAGCCCACUUGUAUGAUCACCCUAUACUCCUCCUCAUUGUGAUCAUGCAGGAAAGAGGAUCAAAAGGGAGAAAAUCCUGGCACUCGCCAAUGUAGAUGUUCUUCAUUAUAUCAUAGUGGGGCUUGGAUUACGUUGCGGCCCAAGCAUGAGCCUUUCUCGACAGGGAUGCAACAUUUCCAGCCACAGUAUGAUAUAAAAAAGUACUAACUUUUGAAUCGGCAAGUCCUGGGAUUUUCCCAAUGGUUUUACAUUUAUUGCCGUCCUCUAAUGUAGUUAAAAAAUUAUUUUUGUAGGAUAACUCAUUUUAAACUUAUUUAAUAGAAUUGCCACUGUGGUUAGCGUUUUCUACAGGACAACUCUUCAUCUGUGUAAUAAGUACUGUAUUGAUAUUUCUGCACAAUUUACAGCACAGUUAUCGGUAUGGUCCUUAUAGAGAAUAUAUAACAUGUCCUCAUAGAUUAUAAAUAAUGGCACACAAUAGCAGUAUGGAUUAGUAAUCGGCACUUUAUAAUCUCUUUGUAAUGUAUAUCAGAUCACUGUCUUAAUUUACCCAGUGAGCCUGUCAUAGAUGUGUUUAUACUUGGUAUGGAUCGACCGAUUACCGGUUUAGCCGAUAUUAUCGGCCGAUAUUCACGAUUUUGGACGUUAUCGGUAUCUGCAAUUACCUUGACGAUAAUGCCCCGCACCGCAACCCCACCGCCCCGGCCAGAGACCGCCGCUGUCCCAUUGCCUCCCCCAUGCCCGGUUUUAUAAUUACCUGUUCCCGGGGUCCGCGCUACUUCUGGCUCCUGCGGUGUCCUGCGUUAUGCUGUGCGCUGCGCAAUGACGAGUGAUGUCCUCAACCCGACGUCACAGUCAGUGCGCACAGUGACAUCUCAGGACGCCGCCGGAGCCAGAAGUAGUGCAGACCCCGGGAACAGGUAAUUAGAAAACCGGGGAUGGGGAGACAAUGAGGCAGCAGCGGUGGUUGGACUAAGGACCGGCAGGGGGAGAGAAGCGGGUGGCGGCGGUCUCUGGCCAGAGGAUGGGGGGGGGUGGACUCAGGAGGACCCCAAGACAGGCAGGGGGAGAGAAGCAGGCGGCGGUCUCUGGCCCCGCAAAAGCAGCUGCAGUUCAUUGAUUUAAAGCGCCCGCUUUAAAUCAAUGAUCUGCAGCCGCUUCUUUAGGGCCGGGGGGGGGGGGGGAUGCGAUGGAGAAAUAGCCGAUAGUUUAUACCGAUAUUCAGGUAUAAAUCAUCGUCCUGAAAGGCCACAGAUUAUCGGUAUCGGCCCUAAAAAAUAGAUAUCGAUACCUAAUACUUGGCAGCCAAUCUCAGGAGACAGAGCUGCAGAAAGCGGGACAGAGCAGUGACCUGAACCAAUGAGGAGACAGGAGGUGUGUCUAAGACUACUUCAUACUCCCUGUAGGCACUGUAGCUAUAAUGUAGUCGCUGAUAACAUCUGUGCUAUAAUAAAGCUGAACUAAAAAGUCAGCCAAGCAGCAGGCACUAAGGGAGAAUAAAUAUUAGGCAAACAUCACCAAUAGGUACCGACUUGCUUAUGUUUAAAGGGGUACACACUGUUCCGGCGCCGGGAGCUCUUGACGUCAUAGUCCCGCCCCCUCCCAUAGACGUGCAUUGAGGGUGCGGGGCUAUGACAUCACAAGUUCCCGGCUCCAGCGUUCGGAACAGUUUAUUCCAAACGCUGAGCAGCGGAGUACCCCUUUAAACUCCCUACUGGACAGUCAUUUUUAAGUUGCUAUCUGACUUUUUACACAGUAAUAUUUAUGUCCAUCACCUGGAUUAGCUCCAAAUGGCUUUGUAUAGUUUAUUGUAUGAAAGUUGAUCUGAGAAGAAGGUUGGAGGGUGCGAUGGGAGUCUUAUUUCAAUCGUGUUUUACACUGCUCUUUAAAAGGGAAUUUGCACAGGAUCAUUUUUUUUAUGUUUUAAUGAAUAACAAGUCUGUUUAUAAAACUAAUGCUAUGAUUCCACACACUAAGGAUUAUGAUGGUUUUGUGAUAGUAUUGACGCACAGCUCCCUCAUCUGUCUACAGUGUUAGUUACCAGACCUCCUGCCUGCAUAUUAAUUAAAGGCCAGUCUGUCGUGGCGAUACUUUUAUCACUAUGCCUGCGUGCGAUCCCUGUAAUAUGGACCAUUUGUUUUUAUAACCUCCAUGGUGAGCCUGCCAAGUUAUGGGAUGGGGUCUAGCCCCCAGUUCCUGACUCACUAUGUUAACACUAAAGAAAAAAAAAUUGCAUUUUGGAAUGGCACUGAAGAUUAAUAAAAAAAAAUAAAAAUAAAUGAAAUCUA